AUGGCGCCGACCGUGCAGCAGUUACCGCCGCAGGGCUCGUCGUCGACGACUUGUCUGCUAGAGUUUCCCUUUGACACUUAUACAGACGUCGUCGAGGAACAUACCCCAGAACGAGAGGAGGAGGAGGGGCAACCUGCCACUCGAUGGCGGGAGGCUGGGACUCCCUCCCUCGAGUUUGGAUACAAGGAUGAGCCGCCAUUGGGGGAGGUUCCCUCGCGGUGGUCUCGAUGGAGGCGGUAUCUGGGCCGCGCAUGCCGCGUCUUCUUCGUUUUGCUGUGA
Molecule: messenger RNA, 279 nt
Organism: Penicillium riverlandense
Lineage: Eukaryota; Fungi; Ascomycota; Eurotiomycetes; Eurotiales; Aspergillaceae
Exons: 1
Coding region: 1-279 (92 amino acids)
Source: RefSeq, a predicted model, not a curated record